AUGAACUGGCUUUUACAAUCUCCUAUGAGCUGGAGUGAGAACAAUGGAGAUCAGGGUGAAUUCUUAUCUUCUGUGAUGUCAACUGCAGAAGCUUUGAACAACAUUAUUCUUAAUGUAAAUAACUUGAUAUACGUUUUGAAAGAUUCAGCAAACUCAACACUGCGCUCAGGUAAAAAAUAAAUAGAUCUCACAAAUAGUGAAAAUGAGCGUGUUGCAAAGUAUAUCAAUGGAGCAUCACAAGCUCUUAAUCGAAUUGCAUUAGACUUUUACAUGAUUUCUCCAAGUUUUAGUUCUCCAUCUGCACCUUCAAUAGUCAAAUCUGAAGAUGAAGAAAAGAGUGUCGCUCCAUUUAAAGAUGAUUUUGAUUAUUUGAAUAGCCUUAAUCUCGCAAUAUGCAUGAGUCUAAUAAUUAUAGAAUUUAAUCCUAUAAAUUUGGGGAUAUUACUCUAUAAUCCGAAUGCAAAUAUUUUAAGUUAGCAUGCUUAAAAGUUUAAUUUUAAAAUUAUUUAUUGAUUCUGAUUAAAAAAUAUAUGUUAUAGAUUAAAGGAAUAGUUAGUGGAAUAAAUAGCUCGAUUGACAUAGAUUUAUAUGCUGAUCCUGAUUGUCUAUCGAUUGGAGCCAAAUUUGAGACAUUAGAAGACGCAUUGUAUACUUUUCAAAAGUAUGCAAAUAAGAAAGGAUUCAACAUCUGCAAAGGAAACAGCUGGUCAAGCACAGGUCGCAACCAGACACCCCCACCCCACCCCUAAAAGUGGUACCCCAGCCCCCCCUUUUUAAUGUACCCCCACCCCCCCUUUUAAUGGCAUCCCCACUCCCCUUUUAAUGGCACCCCCACCCCCCUUAAUAUAGCAUAAAUAUAUGACAAAUGCUAAUUUAGAGCAGGCAUAAUAAAUAAAUUAUUUUUUUAAAUAUUCAAAAUUACUGAUUUAUACAAUAUCCACAUAGCGUAGCACAAUCGAUUAAGGAGUAGGUGGAACGGGGUGAGAAUUUCCUAUAACUACUAAGCACACCACAUAUGAAAAAAUUUGUUAACAAGCAUAAUAAUGAUCUUUGGUAUUAAUUAGCAGUAUAUCCUGCAUAUAUUUAUGAACUUUGUUGAAAAAUGGCUAAAGAGUCGAAUUAGAGAUCCAAAAGUAAAAUGACAAUAGCAAAUACUAUUUUAUUAGUACUAUUGAAUCCUGUUACCAAUUCAGUCCUGCAAUCCUUAUACAAUGGGCAUCAGAUUAGCUUUAAUUUAUGAAUCAAUAAAUUUUAAUGCAAGUUAUUGUAUUGUGCUUGGCUCAUUUAAUAAUUAAUGCCAUUAUCUAUAUCUUUUGGCAUUAUAUAUAUAAAUAUAAAAAAAAAAUUUAAUAUAUUUUCUAAUUAAUUGUUAAUUAAUUUAAAUUUAUUAAUUAAUCAUAAAUAUUAAAGUAAUUUAUGGACUUAAUUUAUCAAUAUAGUGUUUUAAUUGGAUUAUUUUUAAAUUAUUCUUCUUGUUUCUAAUCAAUUACUUCUAUAGAAUAAACCCUUUAUUUUUUGAGGGGGGUGCGGGGUUUCCUUAUUGGGCGGUGGGGGUCUCUGGUUGCGACCUAUGCUUGACCAAACAGCAAGCAAAAUGUAUAUCAAGAAUACGCCUGCUCAGCUCGUGGAAAAGCCAGAAAAAGAGAGACAGAUCGCAAAAGAAACCGAAAAAGCACGAAAACUAUGUGUAAAUGCCACAUAAUUUUAAGGAAAAAAGAAGAUUGCUGGACUGUAACCACAAGCAAGCUUGAACACACUCAUAGUUUAUUGACUGAAGAGCAAAUAAAGAUGACAGCGAAAAAUCGCUACAUUCCUGACCACAUUAAAGCACAAGCAAUAGCUCUUUAUCAAGCUGGAGAAUCCCCUGCUAAAAUUCAAUAUUUCUUACUAUUUCAUUAAUAAUGAAAAUAUAAUUGUUUUUAAUUAUUCUACAUAGCAAACUAAAAAAUAUUUUUUAAUUAAAUUAAAAGGAAUCAACACUUUUAAAUUAAAAAAUUUGAAAUAUAAAAUAAAAAAGAUAUUGAUUUAUAUAUUAUGCACAUAUAUAAUGCUUUGGCAUUAUUGUAGGAAGGUCUCCACAUGUCAGGACAUUUCUCACAUGUGGAACCUAAAUACCACAUGUGGAGCCACUCAAAUAUGGGAUUUGGGUUCUAUAUUUAGGAAAUUACCCCUCCCAAAAUAAUACCAAAGCAUUAUAUAAAUUAUUAUUAAUAGAGAGAAUUAGAAAAUGAGUAUCAAGAAUUAUGCACUUGGUCCAUGAAAGAUCUAUACAACAUGCUUUACCGUCGCCGAGAAACAAUCAAAGAAGAGAUUUCUUCAUACUAA
Messenger RNA from Blepharisma stoltei, 2325 nucleotides. Lineage: Eukaryota; Ciliophora; Heterotrichea; Heterotrichida; Blepharismidae. The record is from the annotation of a GenBank genome assembly.